Pistacia vera is the source of this 908-nucleotide messenger RNA. Its product is annotated as cytochrome P450 CYP72A219-like. The coding region runs from base 141 to 908 and encodes 255 amino acids. The transcript is spliced from 4 exons. The record is from RefSeq and is a predicted model, not a curated record. NCBI's taxonomy places the organism in Eukaryota, Viridiplantae, Streptophyta, Magnoliopsida, Sapindales, Anacardiaceae. Gene Ontology annotation, molecular function: heme binding; oxidoreductase activity, acting on paired donors, with incorporation or reduction of molecular oxygen; monooxygenase activity.
AUUAACUAGUUUUCCGUUUUCCCUACAGUAAUUGACUAUCCUGAUUAACAUAAAAGACGCUACUCAAUAGGUAUCCUCAUUUCAAUAUCACUUUCUUAAUCAGAUUUUUCUCUCUUUAAUUCCUAUAACCUUUCCUGAAAAUGGCAAUUCCAGUGACAUCUAUUGCCUUCUCUGUUGCUUUUGCUGCCCUUUUAGCAUGUCUAUGGAUGUUGUUGGACUGGGUUUGGUUGAAGCCAAAGAAGCUAGAGAAGUUUCUUAGGCAACAAGGUUUCUCCGGCAACCCGUACAAACUUCUUCAUGGAGACACAACAGAGAUGCUCAUGAUGAGGAAACAAGCAAAAACACGACCCAUCAGCCCCUUCUCACAUGAUAUUGCAUCGCGAGUCAUUCCAUUCCACCAUCAUAUCUGCAGGAACUACGGAAAGAAUUCAUUCAUAUGGUUGGGUCCAAUACCAGAUAUAAACAUUACAGACCCCAAAUUGAUAAGGGAAAUUAUGUUAAGGCAUGAAAUAUUUCAAAAACCGAAGUUGAACUCACUUGGCAGGUCGGUAUUUAGUGGGAUGGGGAUCUAUGAGGGUGAACAAUGGUUCAAAGUCAGAAAGAUAGCCAAUCCAGCUUUCCAUCUCGAUAAGUUGAAGGGUAUGGUAGCUAAGAUGUAUCUAAGUUGCAACGACAUGAUAAGAAAAUGGAAGAUUUCAAUCUCAAACGAAGGGUCGUGUGAGUUAGAUGUUUGGCCUGACAUUAAGGCUUUAACAUCAGAUGUGAUUUCUCGGACAACAUUUGAUAGUAGUUAUGAAGAUGGAAGAAAAAUUUUUGAACUCAUAAGCCAACAAAUCAAUCUUUUGAAUCAAGUUUUCUACACCUUCCACAUCCCAGGAUGGAGUUUUGUGCCCACUCAACGCAAAUAG